Molecule: messenger RNA, 962 nt
Organism: Cetraspora pellucida
Lineage: Eukaryota; Fungi; Glomeromycota; Glomeromycetes; Diversisporales; Gigasporaceae
Source: the annotation of a GenBank genome assembly
AUCGUACUAUCAGAGACGUGAAUAUAUUUAACAAUUUUGUUAAAAAUAAGGAUGAACGAGAAUAUGUGGAUAAGAAAGUUAUUGAAACUGAUCAUCUUGAAUUUUAUAAGAUUGUUUAUGUAGACCCACCUCUUAGAACAACAACUAGACAUAAAAAAAAACGAAGUAGACAUGGUGAAACAUGUUCAAAUGAAUAUUUAAAACAACUUUAUGAUUUAUAUGAAACUAGUAUUGAUACUAUUUAUCCUGAACAUGUCAAGUUCGAUAACAAGAUUGUUUUAUGUAAAAAUUGUAUUGAUUUCAAACUAUGUCAAAAGAAAUGUGAUCACUCAUUGGUUAUUAAUACGAUGCAGAAAAGUCUUCUUUUCUAUAAGAUUUAUUGUAAUAUACAUAUUUCAAUACUUCCUAAUGAAGAAUUCAAUGAAACUAAAAGAAAUUUUUUAGUUUCUCUCAUUAAUAAUACUGUUAAUACCUUAAUUCAAAAUCAAGAAGUAUCUCGAGAGAUUGUUCAUUUUAAUUUAAAUUCAAUUGAAGAGAUUAGAACAAAAAUUAAAACUUCAUCUUAUAAAGAACUUCUAAUAUUCUUAGAUUCUCAUUCUAUUGAGAACCUUAUUACUAAUGUACUUAUUCCAAAAUUACAACUUUUGGAAUCUAAAUUUCUUUUGAAAUAUUCGUAUGAAACUUUUCUUUCAUUACAUGAUCUUAACAUGACCAGACUACGAAAAAAAGAAUUAAAUGAAUGGUUAAAUCAAACUGAAACAAAAGAAGAAGAACAAUAUUUUAAGAUAAAUUUUCUACAUACAUUUAAUUAUCUUGAUCGAGAUGUUGAACAGAUAUAUGAUUCAAUUGACAAGACAUUUGGUCAUAAUUUUAUUACGAUUAAUGAUCAAUCAGAUUUUAGUUUGAAAAAUAAUCAUGAUUCUCCAGCAUUAGUUAUCAAUGAAUUUGUAUGGAAAAAAUGA